Eurytemora carolleeae is the source of this 1866-nucleotide messenger RNA. Its product is annotated as beta-1,3-galactosyltransferase 5. Gene Ontology annotation, cellular component: membrane. Bases 795 to 1736 code for a protein of 313 amino acids. The record is from RefSeq and is a predicted model, not a curated record. NCBI's taxonomy places the organism in Eukaryota, Metazoa, Arthropoda, Copepoda, Calanoida, Temoridae. The transcript has 10 exons. Gene Ontology annotation, molecular function: hexosyltransferase activity.
UAAAGUAAUAAAUCUAUUCCUGGAGAAGUCUCCUUAGAUAAACUAAUAAAUGUAUUCCUGGUGUAAUUACCUUGGAUAUGACCAUAAUUGUAAAAGUAAAAUAUAUUUACUGGGCCAUAACUGGGUGUUUUAAUAUAGGGCAGAAGCCCAAGGAAGUUCCGAGCGCAUGCCGCGUUUAAUUACAAGAUAGAGAGAGAACCUAUUCAAGUUGUGGUGCUCGGCCCACUAGCCUGUCCCAGCCGCGGUCCUCAGUCCCAAAGCCUGUCUUAGCCGCAGCGCUCGGCCCUGAAAGUAUCUUAACCAACCCUUACCCUAAAAUAUACUAAUCUCUAUCUUUCUUGUAACUCAACGCGGCAAGUGCACGUUACUUCCUUGGGCAACUACCUUUAGCCUGACUUUGAUGAUAGUUUAUGUUUAACAUUGUUUCAACAUUACGCUUAACUAUAAGCUUUUCACGACGUUUUCUAUUACAGCUUGAAUUUGAUGAUGCUUUUAGAAAACAUAUAGACAUUUUCUAAUAGUUUAUUUUAAAGAUGGUAAUUUUAGCUGAAAUUUGAUGAUAAUUAUGAUAACACGUUAGUAAACAUUUAUCCUAAAAAUGUCUCCAUAUUUAUGUGUUCUUUCCCAGCCAAUUACAAUAUUUCAGAAUAAACAUUAGAAAAAUAUUUUAGAUACGAUGGUUGCCUUGAAUAUGGAAACCAACAGCCAUGAGCUGAGGGGUUGAGCGAGAUUAAAGAAAGUCUGCUCUAUUCAUCUCUCUGGUGUAAAGAGAACUACUAAGCUAAAAAUUCAAUAUGCGGAACUUGAGAAUACCCAGAGCAGUGAAGGUACCUGGAGGUAUUCUUGGUCUUAUCAUCCUUUACUGGAUACUCUACAGGGAUACUAAACCAGAUGAAAGCAAAACAACGAUCUUCGAUGUUGCAUCAACAAAUUUUAGAUACCCGCACUCCUAUCCUUACCUAACCCAACCUGGAGCUGGAUUGUGUGGGACAGAUAAGGUUGAAGUUCUCAUCAUGGUUUCUUCAGCCCUAAAACACACUGAACGAAGGAGAGCUAUCAGGGAAACAUGGGGAGCUUCCUCAAAUCUUAUUCCUCAUAAUAUUAAGAUAUUUUUCAUGCUUGGAACCACACAGGAGUUGAACCCAACCCUGGAGUCAGAUCUUUUAAAGGAGUCUCUAGAGUUCUCCGAUAUAGUCAGAGAACAGUUUAUUGACUCCUACUCAAACCUGACUCUAAAAUCAAUUGGAGGAAUUAAAUGGACAAGACAAUUCUGUUCUCAGGCGAAGUUUUUUAUGAAAACAGAUGACGACAUUUACUUGAAUAUUCCCAUGCUCAUCCGGUUCCUACGCAGCGCCGAACCAAGAUCACGAGUAAUUCAUGGUUGCGUGAAGAACGGACCCCAGGGAUCUCACCAGCCUAUAUCUGUAUCCGGAGCAAGCUUCACUUCCGUCCAUCCACCCUUCACUGCUGGAGCUGGAUACAUUAUAUCCGGAGAUAUUAUUCAGGAACUAAGCAAUGCAAGUCAAAAUAUCAAAAUUAUCAGAGUAGAGGACGCAUUUCUAACUGGUCACUGUGCCUCUAGAGUAGGAGGUAUUCAGAGAGUACAUAAUAAUAUAUUCAGCUGUGGACAGCUUGUUAACAGGAACUGUGAUAUGAAGACAAGAAUAACUGGGCACAAGAUUACUUCAGAAAGGAUGAGAAUUAUACAAGAUGAACUUGAGAACAAUAUUUGCUAAGACCGGAGAGAGAAACCAACAGAAUGAGAUUAAAUCAUUCAAAAUGAAGAUUUAAGUUUGUCAACGCAUUUUUGUUUUGCUUAAGGAUAAAUAAAUAUUUUUAUUCUUUAUUAUUAAAAAUACAUUUUUU